CCAUGUUGCUGCAUUGUUGUCAGUUUUCAAAUGAAAUUGGUAUAAAAUUAACAUCUGGAAUUAUAUUAUUGAUAUUUGAAGCUUGUAAUGAAAAGGUACAGUAUGGAAUGUAGAGGUGACACAGCCAUCAGGAAGAGCCGUAUCCAAUAGAACCGUCAGCAUCUCUCUUAAAACAGACUGUUGUUGAGCUUCAGUUCAGUUCACUGCAGUUAAAGUAAUCAUACAUGUAGAUUCAGAUUGAUUUUCAAUACGGUUGGAUUUUAUGCAUAAUCCCUGAGAUGGAAAGUAGCUCAAACUAACCCUUGAAAAUGAUAUAGUGUAGAUAAUGACAUAUUUAACAAAAGUAGGCUACUGGAGAUUCAGAUUGCGGGAUUUAGUACCUUAGAAAUUACCACUAAGGUGCUGCUCAUAUUGUUUUUGUAUCAAUUACAUUCUUUCUUCACGGUCACCUCGAUGUGCUCAGCCAAACAUUUUCAGUAUACUCUGUAGCGACUAGUGCGUAUCCUAUGACUUUGGUAAUUGUAAUGUUGGGGACAGUAUUUGUACCCCUCGUGGCUUGCCGUACUUCGGGUUUGUUUUCUUCCGGUUUCGCGGCUUAAACGAAAAGGUAACGUAGUAAGUGAAGACAUGUUUCGCUGAACAGCAAACCAACAAAUCGUAUCGACGCUGCAUUGGAUCGACUUAAUGGACCCAUUUUAAUCAGCCCCGCUUUGUGUAAUUAUAACACAAUUCAGGUGCGACAUCAGGGCUUACUCGACCGUGAAAAAACGCCGUAUUCGUCUCGAAGAAUGUCGAUAACUAAUGUUGACGUUCGCUAACUUAAGUAUAACGGUGCCACGUGGAGGCGUUUGUAGGCUACUGUAAAUUAAGCCUAAUUUAAUAUUCCCUAAAGAACUCUGCUGGAAACAUGACAGAAGCAGACAUUAUCAAAGGAGUUAAGUUACCACAAGAGGAGGGGUCCGUGGAACUCAUCAGAACUUCACCACACCAGCAUUUGGAGGCUGAGGGAUUCUCAGGUUGCCCCAUCAUUGUGCCCAGUUCUCCUCAGGGUUCCAACACGAAAGAUGUAUCCAAAGACUUAAACAAUGUAUCUGCACCUCCUCAACCGGCUUCAGGUCUCUCGCUGGCAUCAGCUGAUCCGCGUAAACGUAAGUCUAGCGAAUCUGAAAACGGCGAGAAUGGCCAAAGACCAGUUACGGGAAGGAAUAGUCUGCCAGUGAUGAACUCCUCAUAUGGGACAGACAGACGAAAAGUCCCUCCUGACAACCGUAAACAGAAGCAGCAACCAUUGAAGAAGAAAAGGUUUGAAUUCGGAAAUUACAGCCAGUAUUACGGUUACCGGAACUUAGGUCUAAAUGAUGACCCACGCUUGAGGGCUUUAAAACGUGAGUGGUUCCAGGGCGAAACAGUUCUUGACAUAGGCUGCAACGCCGGUCUUGUAACAUUGUUUAUCGCAAAGCAUUGGAGGCCUGAUAGAAUAGUGGGAAUGGACAUUGAUAGUGGUUUGAUUUACAAUGCUAGGCAAAAUAUCAGGAAUUACCUUUCAGAUACACACGCCCAGGAGGGCAAGAGUACCAAUGUAAGUGCAGAAGCAGCUGGUGUAGAAGAGGUGUCUGGGAAUUCAUCGAAUGUACAAGUAAAGGAAGCUGAAAUUGAGAAUAACUCUGGGGUCCAUGAAGAUGGCCGGUCCACCCCACACAUGUCUGAAAGCCCCUCUGUUUCUGUGCCUCUUCCCCAUACACCCAGUAAGCCCCCUGGAACCUUCCCUGAGAAUGUGUGCUUUGUUAGAGGGAACUAUGUUCUGGAGAAUGACCAGCUCCUGGCCACCCAAAGGGAAGAAUAUAAUGUGAUCAUGUGUCUAAGUGUCACCAAGUGGAUUCACCUGAACUGGGGUGAUGCAGGGGUCAAGCGGCUCUUUCGUCGGGUUUACAAGCAUCUUCUGCCCGGAGGGCUCUUCAUUCUGGAGCCACAGCCUUGGAGCUCCUAUCUCAGGAGAAAGAAACUCACAGACACCACUUCGAAGAACUACACGAGCAUCCAGUUCAAGCCAGAUCAGUUUGCAUCAUACCUCACAUCUGAGGUGGGCUUCCGAAGCUAUGAGCUCGUCGGAACACCCAAGAGCUCAUCACAAGGCUUUGAGAGACCCAUCUAUGUUUUUCACAAAGAUCACACGCCUUCAAAACAAGUUGCAUGAUGUUUUUUCAAGUGUCUAUUUCAUGAUCAAGUGAGGAAGUUAAAAUGUUUACAUCCUAAAAGAUGUUUUUGUUUUGGGAAAUGGACACAACCUUGGUGCGUACCUUUGAACUGAAAUGACACUUUGAGGUUCAGAAAAGUGGACAGGACAGCUCUCAAAGGUGGUGAUGAGAAGCAGAUAUUCUUAGAUAUUGCACUUAAAUGAAUAAUUGCCUUCAAGCAUUGUAUAAGCAUUUUCUGUUAAACAUGUUUGUUAAACCCUGAAUGGGGAGUUUGUCGCACAUGUUUGUUUGGCCAAAAAUAAAAGUGUAGACAAUUAUUGUAAAUUAACAAAUAUUGUAAAUGAACCUAAUGACCUAAUGAUGAAUAAAAACAUCUCUUGUUAGUACUUGUCAUUUUUACCAGUUUAUUUAACUGGUUUGUCACAACAUAAAAGAAGUGCAACAUCUAUUUAGGUAGUUAAGUCUGUUACCAGAGGGUACAUCAGAUCAUCAAACUAACUGGCUUGCUUGGUGCCUGCUUAGGCCAAGGAAAUUAUGCAAAUAAAGUCUGAAUUAAAAAAUCA
Messenger RNA from Clupea harengus (Atlantic herring), 2758 nucleotides. Its product is annotated as 7SK snRNA methylphosphate capping enzyme-like. The transcript has a single exon. The coding region runs from base 908 to 2194 and encodes 428 amino acids. The record is from RefSeq and is a predicted model, not a curated record. Lineage: Eukaryota; Metazoa; Chordata; Actinopteri; Clupeiformes; Clupeidae.